Messenger RNA from Racocetra persica, 128 nucleotides. The record is from the annotation of a GenBank genome assembly. NCBI's taxonomy places the organism in Eukaryota, Fungi, Glomeromycota, Glomeromycetes, Diversisporales, Gigasporaceae.
AUUUUGUUGAAGAUUUGAUGAUGGAUAAUGAAGAUUUAGAAGAAAAUGUAUUUAACAACUUAUUUUCAGACAAUGAGUUAAUUACAUAUGAUGAAAAUGAAUGCAUAGAUAUUUGUGGUGAUUCAUAA